Molecule: messenger RNA, 1392 nt
Organism: Suncus etruscus (white-toothed pygmy shrew)
Lineage: Eukaryota; Metazoa; Chordata; Mammalia; Eulipotyphla; Soricidae
Product: tripartite motif-containing protein 75-like
Exons: 1
Coding region: 1-1392 (463 amino acids)
Molecular function (GO): protein binding; zinc ion binding
Source: RefSeq, a predicted model, not a curated record
AUGGCCCUGGCGGCCUUCCUGGCUGAGCUGCGCACAGAGGCUCGCUGCCCCUUGUGCCAGGCUUUCCUGCAGGAGCCUGUGACCCUGGAAUGUGGCCACAACUACUGUGGCUCAUGCCUGCAGCAACGCUGGGAGCACUUGCAGGACAUCCUGCCAUGCCCCAUGUGCCUGCACCCCUGCACAGAUGGGCACCCCCAGAAGAACAGGCAGCUGGGGCACAUGGCUGACCUGGUCCAGGAGAUUCUGUGCAUGAGGGUGAAGAAUAGUGAGGAGGAGCAGGAAGAGGAAGAAGGCAGAGGCCACUGUGAAAGGCACCAGCAAGUUUUGAAACUUUUCUGCGAGGACGACCUGGAGCUGCUGUGUGGCCAGUGUGCUGCCUCCCCUAACCACCAGGCCCAUGUCCUGACACCCAUCGAAGAAGCCGCUGCACAUCACAGGCAGAGGCUCAAGAGCUGCCUGGAGCAUCUGAGGAAGCAGCUUCAGGAAGCAGAAAGGGCCUUGGAAAGGCAGGUAUCCGAAAGCGAAGAGUUGAGAGAGAUGUUGGCGGAGGAGAUGAAUGACUUUGCUUUGGAAUCUAAAGAAUUCAAGUGUUUCCUGGAAGAUGAGCAGAAAAUCAUCGAGAACAAGGUCCUAAGGGAAUUAGAGGAAGUGUCCCGGAAUGUCCUCAAGGGCCAGCGAAAAUUGUCUGAGCAGGCCUCCACCCUGAAGACACUGCUGAUUGACAUCAGGUGGCUGCAACUACAAACUGACCUGGGCCUCCUGCAGGGCAUCAGGUUUGUGCAUUGGCAGUGGAAAAAGUGUGGCCGCGUGGAGCUCCCAGAAUCCUUGACCCAUGAGCCCAUGGAGCAGAUCCGCACGUUCCCUCCACACUACGCUGGCCUGCACAACCUCAAGAGCAAGUUUCAGAGGGACCUGAUCCUGGACCCUGAAACCACUCACCCCAACCUCAUCGUCUCCGAGGACCAGUCAAAGGUGUAUGUUUUUGAUAAAAGCGUUGGAGAAUCCACGGCUGCCCCGCACCCCAAGGCCUUCACAUUUCAUCAAGCCGUCCUUGGGGCUGAGCCCAUAGAACGGGGUCGGCACUUCUGGGAGAUAGCAUUCCAAGGCUCAGUGAUCUGGUCCAUAGGGGUGUGCAAGGAAUCGUUUCCCCGAAAUUCUCAGGUCCCUCCGUCCCCGGCCAAUGGCUGCUGGCAGUUCAAACUGCUCCCGGGCAUUCACCUGGAUGAACGGUCAGAACAAAACCAUGUCGGCCUCUUCCUGGACUAUGAGUUGGGAGAAGUUUCUUUUUACAAUAUGGAUUAUCAAUGCCACUUGUGCACACUCUAUGGCAGCUUUACAGGAAAGCUCCUGUUCUAUUUAUGUAUUGAGCCCUCCUCCUUACCAUUGCCAUGA